GCGCGCCCUUUCCCCGUGCAGCCGGUUCCCCACUAGCCGCGCGCGGAGAGAGUGAACCUUCCAAGAGGUGGAGAGGUUACCGACCGACCAAAGGUUUUCAACGUAAAACCUCAAGAAAACAAAAACCCGUUUUAACGGCACAGGACAACUCUGCUUGGCGCCUAGGUUAUAUCCGGAGGGGCUUAAAGCACUGCACAGGAUCCCUGCGAAAGGCAAGAAGGAAAGGAAUCCAGCCCAGAGAGCUCGAAGCUAACGCGCUUAGCCUCCGCCGACACCACUCGUGUUGUUUUAGCGGAGAGUUUGUGACAUACCGUCUGCGAAUCCACCCGUAGACAGUGGGUGGAAAUCCGUUAAAAGCUUGGGUUUAACGUGAGAAGUGGUGUGUUUAUUAUCGCAUGUUUGCUUAUCUGUAGUUUGUGCAGGAAAGGCCAGAGGAAACCUUUUACCUUAGCCUGAUUAGCCGGUGUUUGUUGAGGAUAGACGGGGAUUUAAGUUAAAGAAGACGUAAAACGGUGACUUUUUCGUAUUUUUAUUGAGGAGCUUUAGUUUAAGCCCUUGUGCUUGACAAUGUUGAAACAACAUCAGCCCGGUCCCGCUGGACGGAAGACGACGUCUAACGGGACCUCGCCUCCCACGAGUAUGUCUUCCACACCCAGCGGGCCCAACAGCAACAGAACGCCCGUCGGAAGGAGUCGGACUUCAGUGAAGCCAUCAUUCCAGUCCUCUGCGGUGUUUGAGGGAGUCUAUAACAACGCCAGAAUGCUGCACUUCCUCACCGCUGUGGUGGGAUCCACCUGCGACAUACGUGUAAAGAAUGGAAACAUGUACGAAGGCAUCUUCAAAACACUAAGCGCUCGGUGUGAGCUAGCCGUGGACGCCGUCCACAAGCGCCCAGAGGGCGAGGCGGGGCCUCCCGUUGCCCUGCCUCGCCGAGAGGAGAUCACAGACACCAUGAUCUUCCCCCCCGGGGACCUGGUCACGAUGACCUGCCGGGACGUGGACCUCAACUUCGCCACCAGAGACACCUUCACAGACACGGGCAUCAGCACACCACGUGUGAACGGAGAGCACAAGGAGAAGGUGCUGCAGCGCUGGGAUGGAGGAGACAGCAGCAACGGAGAGAGAGAAAACUACGACCUGGAGAAAGACUCGUCCAACGGCUGGGACGCCAACGAGAUGUUCCGCUACAACGAGGCGAAGUACGGCAUCACGUCCACCUACGACUCGAGCCUCUCCAUGUACACGGUGCCUCUGGAGCGGGGCAGCUCCGAGGGCUUCCGUCAGAGGGAGGCGCGCGCGGCCCGACUGGCCAAUGAGAUCGAGGCCAGCCCGCAGUACCGCCAGCGGGUCAACAUGGAGAACGACGACGGGAAGAGUGAGGAGGACAAGUUCAGCGCCGUGCUGCGAGACGCCGGCGAGAGGGAGAGGGGCAGAGACAGCCCCGGAGCCACCCGGGAGGGGAAGUACAUCCCGUUGCCCCAGCGACAGCGCGAGAUCAACCGGGAGCGCGAGCGGGCCGAGAGGGGUCCAGGGGGCGGUCCCGGUGGACCCCCACCCCACAGUCGUCUGGGCGGAGGAUACCGCUCAAACCCCCCCGCCUCCUCCCCGAGGCCCCCCCCCUCAUCUUCCUCCCCCAGACCACCCUCCACCUCCUCGACCACCCCCCAGCCCCCCCCCUCGGACCGCAGCAGCCCCCUGCCAGCCCGGGGCUACGGGGGUCACCACGCCCCCAGCCCCACCACCGUGUCCCCCGCCCAGCCGGCCACCUCCCCCGCACUCCCCCACUCACAGUCCCUCCCCCACUCGCUGGCCGACGGACCCAGGCCCGUCAACGGGGUAUCAUCCAGAACCUCUCCAAAGGCCCAGAGACCUCCACAGUCCAACAGACCAGUCCGCUCCCAGAACACACACUCUCAAACUACAGCUGCUCGAUCUCCUAAAUCAGGCCCCUCCCACGACCCGCCUUUUUUGGACACAUCAUCUGUCCAAAUGCCCGCCCACAAAACCACAGGCCCCGCCCCUCUGUUUCCAGUAGACGUGAAUGAGAUCGUGAAUGCGGCGAGUAAAGAGCGCUCCGCUGAGAGUCCUGGCAGCACAGACGACAAAAUGACUAAAGCUCCCUCCAUGCAGCAGCGCUCUCAGAUCGAGGAGCUCCGCAAGUUUGGCAAAGAGUUCAGGGUAAGACGUCAUCCACCUACACAGCUCCAGCCUACUGGGGGUGUGUCUGGUGCCCAGGCCUCGGCCGGCCCUCUGGCCCCCGGGGACGCGGCCCCGCCUCCGUCGGCCCUCAGCAAGUCCCCGGGAAACCCUGGCCCCGAGGCUAAGGCCACGGCCACCACCCCCGGCCCCUCUGAGGAGCCCAAGGACCUGUCCUCCCCGGCCGUCCUGGCAGACAGGCAGUCUCCGGCCACCCCUCAGCCGGCCAGGACCCCUGGCAGCGAGGACGGAGGGGAGAGGCCGGAGGGCGUCGUCGAGCAAGUGAAGAAGUCAACGCUGAACCCAAAUGCCAAGGAGUUCAACCCUGUCAAAGCCCUCAUGACCAUGGUGAAGCCCGCCACGGCGCCCACCCCUCCCCGGCCCACCCCCCCCAGCCCAGUGGUGCUGCAGCAGCACCCCGGGGCCCAGGGCCCCCUCUUCAACGGCCCCUACCUCUCCUACGUCUCCCAGAUACACUCUGUACAGCCCCCCCAGAUGUUCCAGUACACAAUGUCUACAGUAAACCAGGGAAAAUACCCCCGAGGCAAAGGCUCGCUGGGUCCUGGUCAAAGGGCCGACCACGGAGGCAACGGCCCCCCCAUGCUCCAGGCUGCCGCCUCGGCCGCCGGGGCCCCGCUGGUGGCGUCCCCCUACCCCCAGCAGUACCUCCAGUACAACCCCCAGCAGUACGGGCAGCAGCAGGUCCUACAGGCCAUGGCCCCCUACCCCGGACAGCCGAUGUACUCGAUGCUGCAGGGAGGGGCCAGGAUGAUCACCCAGGGCGGGGCCCCUCACCCCCAGGCUAUGGGGCCCCCUGGAGGAGCCCAGUUCCAGACCCAGGGGGAGAACCCCCAGGUCCAGCAGCAGGGCCUCUACGCCCCCCAGGGCUUCGCCCACCACGCUGGACAGGUCCAUCAGCCCCAGCCCUCCAGCACGCCCACUGGAAACCAGCCCCAGCCCCAACACGCUGCCCCCAGCCCGGGACAGGUGAGACCAACUGCGAACCCCCAGGGCGGCCCCCAGCCUCAGUCAAUGUACCACUCGGGGCCCAUGACAGCCCCCACCCCCCCCAACAUGCCCCCGGGCCACACGUCCCCCCAGGCCUCCUACUCCAUGCAGGGCUACAGCAUCCACGGCCACCAGGGGAUGCCUCACUCCUACAAUCUGGGGCAGAUCACACAGGCCCACGUCCAAGGAGCCAUGGGAGGCCCCCACCCCUCUGGGGGCCACGGCCACCAGAUGGUGAUGUUGCCCUCUCCCCAGCAGGGGCCCGGCUCUGUGCCCCAGCACCCCCAACAAGGAGCACCUCAACACUACUACCUGGGACACCCUCAAGCGAUGCAGGUACAGACACACCCCUCCCCCUUCCACCCCCCUGGAAACUGAAACCCACCCUCCCCCGGAGGAGGAGAGGAGCAAAGACCCCCUGCCUAUCCCCUCUCUACGUCACGGCGGGACCACGAGCAUCAUGAUCACCACGACGAUGAUGAUGAUGAAGAAGACCGAGGGGCAGGGCGCCCCUUUCUCUCUCUCUGCUCCGGUUCCUCCCCCCUCCUCCACCUUAGAGCUUAGCUCCGCCCCGCGGAGUGAGACCCAGACACAGACCCAACGCCCCCCCCACCCUGCGGAGCAAAGACUCAGGACG
Messenger RNA from Gadus morhua (Atlantic cod), 3841 nucleotides. Its product is annotated as ataxin-2-like protein. The record is from RefSeq and is a predicted model, not a curated record. Gene Ontology annotation, biological process: cytoplasmic stress granule assembly. The coding region runs from base 568 to 3582 and encodes 1004 amino acids. Lineage: Eukaryota; Metazoa; Chordata; Actinopteri; Gadiformes; Gadidae. The transcript has 23 exons. Gene Ontology annotation, molecular function: mRNA binding. Gene Ontology annotation, cellular component: cytoplasmic stress granule.